Messenger RNA from Astrephomene gubernaculifera, 1502 nucleotides. The record is from the annotation of a GenBank genome assembly. NCBI's taxonomy places the organism in Eukaryota, Viridiplantae, Chlorophyta, Chlorophyceae, Chlamydomonadales, Astrephomenaceae.
GCCAAAGCAGAAUAAGCAGUUUGUAACUUCUCAUAUUCUUGGUUCUACUCGCUCGUGUUGUCAACGCGUGCUACCAGCCGAACCGUCGCGGAAUACAGACAGUUUACAGCGGAAAAAAGAUCUUGUCCUUAAUAGCUGUUAAACAUAGCUUGGUUGAAAAACAGUGAGCACAAUGAGCCGUGUCGUCCAUGUCGGAUCUGUGGAUGAGUGGCGGGCAGCGCUGACCGAGUGUCGCUCUUUUGGCGGAAAAUCGAUGAUUGUAGACUUUACAGCGUCAUGGUGCGGGCCUUGCAAGAUGAUGGCCCCUAUCUUCGAGAAACUGAGCGCGGAGUUUCCCAACGUAAAGUUCUUGAAGGUGGACGUUGAUGAGCUUCAGGAGGUUGCAACUGAGUGCGGCGUGCGUGCCAUGCCCACAUUCAUCGGAUUCUUCAACGGAGACCAGGUUGAGACGGUGGUGGGAGCUGACCAGGGCAAGCUGCGGACUCUGCUAACCACUCUUGCCAGCAAGGGCGGUGCGGGUGCGGGCCAGAAGCUGGGCGGCGGUGCGGCCAGCAGCGGCCCUGCAGACGACAGCCCGGAAGCUCGGCGGGCGCGCAUGCUGGCGGCCAUUGACGCGCGCAGCAAGGGCGGGCAGUAGCCGCAUACAUGUGGGCUGUGAGGCCUCACGAGAGUGGCGGGCAGCAGUGGGCCGUGCAUGUGGUAAGGCGGCAAUGGGCAUUCAAUUGGGGCAGGUGCUGAUGCGAAGCAAGUGCGGUGCUGGCAGUAGACGUGUGCGGUGGACGCAUGAGGGCCCACAAGGGUUGGCAAUGGGGCGUAUGCAAGUUGUCAGGUGCGAGCUGAAGACACGUGCAUGGUGCGAUGUGGAAGAGAAGUGAGAGGGAAGUGGGGUGUACAGACGCAUGGCAGCAGCCUCUCGGUUUGCUGUUUCAUUCAGCGGUGGAGGACGAGAUGCCCUUUCCUACCCUGGGAGCUCAUGUAAAGCUGUAACUCCUGUACGCUGGAGGGAAGUACAUACAAGGAUGGAAUAUGGUGCUCCCUCAGCUUUUGGUUGCGUGACAAGGAAGUCUGGGGCUUUUAUUAGAGUCGGGAUGCGGCUUUAGGUCGCUGCUGGUUGCAGGAACUGGAGCAUUGGGUGCGGUUGGCUGUGGAGGGGCUGUCCGUCGCGUGUGCUGGCGGGAAGAUGUACUACAUUCCUGGUCACGUAGACAUAGAGUACGUGAUAUGAGUGUGCGUAGUCGGAUACAAGUGCGGUGGCUUGUGCGGUGGUGUUCUAAAGGAAGAUUGACUGACUUGACGGCAGAAGUUGUCAUGUAGCUAUGGACAUAAGGAUGAAGAGAAUCAUGUUGUGAAACUGCCCUUGCAUGACUAACGGGUGCGGGGGUUUUGUGGGCGAGGUAAGAAUUGUUCAUGCGACUCAACAAAAUCCGAAAAAUGUACAGCAUCCAAUCCGCUUGUUGGAUUGGAUUGGGUAGUGUAUAAAGCGAGGAAAUCAUUGCAUGCGA